Lingula anatina is the source of this 530-nucleotide messenger RNA. RefSeq names its product sodium/bile acid cotransporter 7. Lineage: Eukaryota; Metazoa; Brachiopoda; Lingulata; Lingulida; Lingulidae. The record is from RefSeq and is a predicted model, not a curated record. Gene Ontology annotation, cellular component: plasma membrane.
CGUUUUAUGCUGGCCCGUUGAGACUACAGAAGUGAGAGGCAGCUGUUUUUACAGUGCGAAUGACAGCUUUCCAUUUUCUCCAGAAGAAUUGGUUUUUGUUGGGGAUUGUUAUUGUUAUCAUUUUGGCACGAUUGGCACCAAAAUUUGGCGUACAAGGAGGACCCAUCAAACCUGAAAUCACAGUCAAAUUUAUUGCAGUGUCAACCAUAUUUUUUAACAGUGGGCUGUCUUUAAGAACAGAGGAUCUGAAGAGGGCCCUCUUCCAAGUAAAACUACAUGUAUUUGUCCAGUCCUUCACCCUUGGUUUUGUUCCAGUGUUUGUCCACCUGUUGGUCACUCUCCUGGAAAAUAGCCAUUUAGAGGAAUGGCUUUUAAAGGGACUAAUGGUAGUUGGGUGCAUGCCCCCACCAGUCUCCUCGGCUGUCAUACUUACAAAAACAGUAGGUGGAAAUGAGGCUGCAGCAGUGUUUAAUUCUGCAUUUGGCAGUUUUCUUGGCAUCAUAGUCACUCCAUUAUUGCUACUUCACUAU